AUGAAGUUGGCGUGGGCAACUACGGUCCUUCUCCUGGGCUCUCAGGGAGUGACCUCCUUGUCUAUUCCAUUCACUUCUCAAUCUGAUCUGAUCGAGCGCAAUUCCGAUACCGAUUUGACUACUCUGGAUGCACGAUUUGUCGAUCUCGAAAAGCGACGCGGUGGUGGAGGUGGCGGUGGCCGGAGUGGAGGAGGAAGCUCCAGUUCCAGUUCGAGUUCCAGUUCCAGCGGUGGAAGCAGUGGAGGUCGCUCUGGCAGUUCUUCCUCCUCCAGCAGCAGUUCCUCUUCUAGUCGAGGAGGUACUAGUGGCAGUACGAGUUCGUCCAGCAACCGAGGCGGCUCAUCCAGCGGAGGCUCUGGGGUUAGCCCAUCCUACGGCGGCGGCAGGUAUGAUUCCAGCAAUCCUUCUCACGGCACAACCUAUGGGUCCUCUGGGAGUGGCAGUAGUGGUGGAUCUUCGUGGCCCUGGAUGUGGAAUUCAGGGUCUGGCAGUGGCGGCGCGAAGACCCCCAAGACGAAGACCCAAAAGCCCAUGAAGACAAUCACAGAUACUAAGACAUUCGGUCACAACAGAUAUUACGCAGGUGGUGCGCGAUCACCUUACACAUCGGGCUCUAGAUCCCCAUCGGGGAUUACGCCUUUCCUCUUGCCAGCAGCAGCCCUGGCGUUCUUCCCGGGUAUCUGGCUCGCGGGCGCAUACGCCUACAGUUACCCCCAUGCAUACUACUAUCACGAUAACACCAACAACAAGAACGAGUCACUGCCCGUGGUCUGUCUCUGUGAAGAGUACCAGGAGUGUGGCUGUGAUGAUAACAACAAUAGCACCUACUACGAGUCCCUGUUCAACGGUACUCAGCCACACAACACGUCCAUGGUGCGAGUGGCCAACGUCAAUGGCACCGAGAAGAUCGUUAUCAACGGAACUUUGGCUAAUGGCACGACUUCCGACAAUGGCAGUUCCAGUUCCAGUUCCUCCACUUCGGGAGCCGCUCAGGGGCCUCUGGUGACUCUGGUCAAUGCUAGUGGGUACUGGGUGAUGGUGGCUGUGGUUAUUGCGACCGUGUGGUCAUUCUAA
Messenger RNA from Penicillium cataractarum, 1074 nucleotides. RefSeq lists its product as uncharacterized. The record is from RefSeq and is a predicted model, not a curated record. Lineage: Eukaryota; Fungi; Ascomycota; Eurotiomycetes; Eurotiales; Aspergillaceae. The transcript has a single exon. Bases 1 to 1074 code for a protein of 357 amino acids.